Messenger RNA from Alternaria ethzedia, 627 nucleotides. RefSeq lists its product as uncharacterized. Lineage: Eukaryota; Fungi; Ascomycota; Dothideomycetes; Pleosporales; Pleosporaceae. The transcript has a single exon. The record is from RefSeq and is a predicted model, not a curated record. The coding region runs from base 1 to 627 and encodes 208 amino acids.
AUGUAUACCGCUGCAUUCAUCACCAUUGCGAGCCUGGCGCUUGGCGCAACCGCCGCGCCAGUCGCAGCAUCCCCUCUCGACAUCGGCAAUGGUCACAUGCAGCUACAGAUCAACAUCGACCUGACCGGUAAAGACGCUGUCGCAGCCAACGCUAUCGAUGCUCAGCAACUGUUCGCUUUCUCCUCAACGCACUUCGUUCAUGCCGUCCCGGAGGAGGUCGUCAACGGCACCGAACCAACCGGUGGUCUCGCCGGCGCAUCCGGCACCUUCAAUUUCGGCAUCAACAGCGCUUCCAACAUGAUCUGCUACAACAUCACGCUACACAACUUCCAAGGCGAAUUCGACUCCCCCGCGACUACGGCGACCCACAUCCACGAGGCCGCGCGCGGUGCUAGUGGACCACCCAGAAUCUCAUUCCCGAACCCGGAGCUGGUAGAAGGAAGCGAGACAGUUAGGAACAGCGCAGGCUGUAUCAAGGGCCCAUUUACGACUGGUGUUAUGGUUGAAGGAAAGGAUUCAGGCGAGGGCUUCCAUGUUAGCAUGAUUGAAGCCAACCCGGCGGCUUUCAUGGCGGAUACUCAUUCGAGCUUGGCGCUACCUGGUGCGGUGAGGGGACAGAUGGCAUGA